Aspergillus neoniger CBS 115656 is the source of this 1743-nucleotide messenger RNA. RefSeq names its product homeobox domain-containing protein. Gene Ontology annotation, molecular function: RNA polymerase II transcription regulatory region sequence-specific DNA binding; DNA-binding transcription factor activity. NCBI's taxonomy places the organism in Eukaryota, Fungi, Ascomycota, Eurotiomycetes, Eurotiales, Aspergillaceae. The record is from RefSeq and is a predicted model, not a curated record. Gene Ontology annotation, cellular component: nucleus. The coding region runs from base 1 to 1743 and encodes 580 amino acids. The transcript is spliced from 4 exons. Gene Ontology annotation, biological process: animal organ morphogenesis; embryo development; regulation of transcription by RNA polymerase II.
AUGUCAAUCAGCGGACCGUGUGUCUGGUUGUCCUCGUUGUCGCCACCUUCGACUUCCCAUUUGCCCGCCAUAACGAAUCAUUGGUCGACAGCUUCCUGGAACAGUGAGCAGGCAUCGUCAAGACCGAGGGCCCUGCCGUCCAGGCUGCCCGGGUCGUGGGAAAAGGAGGGCGAGCCAACAAAGCCGUCUACCACCGGUAUGCAACCACUUGUGCUCAAGGCUGAGAAUGCCUUCACAGCUGCGGCUCCGUCGAAUGUAUCGAGCCCGGUACAGCAGCGUUCUACAGGGCCCGCUUCCGUCGACAAUCGUGAGAAUCGGCACACAGAGACAGAGGGCGAUGCUUCACGUGUGAAGGUGGAGAAGCACGGUCACGACGAACUUCAGCUCCCAAGGCCCCAAAAGACAGCCAGUCCUCAGGUUACAACCCAGACGACGCCGGAGCAGAAGGACAGGGAAGCUGCAGCACAGCAUGAAAAGGAGAAGGAUGAUGGUGACGCCGACAUGCUCUCCUCCGAUGAUGGGGCAGGAUCGUCAGUAGGCGGUGACAAGAAACAGUCAUCAGAUUCGAAAAGUGAAAAGAAAAAGAUGAAGCGCUUUCGACUUACUCACAACCAAACUCGAUUUCUGAUGAGUGAAUUCACACGUCAGGCUCAUCCCGAUGCCGCCCAUCGAGAGCGACUGUCGAAAGAGAUCCCUGGUUUGACUCCACGGCAAGUCCAGGUUUGGUUCCAGAAUAGACGAGCCAAACUCAAGCGGCUCACAAGCAACGACCGAGAGCGUAUCCUGAAAUCUCGAGCGUUGCCCGACGAUUUCGAUACCACUCAAGUGCUACGCACUCCGUUCGACCAUAAAACACCAGCAGAGGCACCAGUUGCGUCUCCCCGAACCCUUCUGGCACGUAAUCCUGCUUCUAACUCCUUCAAGAUGUUACUCACAGAUGGCCUGCCCCGACUAAAUGAUGAUGACUAUGUUAUAUCCCCUCUGAGCUCGGCUUCAACAACAAAUGGUUUCUCGGCGGCUGCAGACAGGCAUUUCGAAAGUUAUGCUCAACCUGGAGUCAUGCCCGGGAGAGGAGGCCCAGCACUGUCAGACCUCCACAGACAUAAUCGCAGUGCUUUCCCAUUUCCCAGAUCGAGCAGUUUUUCUGAGUCCUCCUUCAAUAGCGGACUCAAUUUCCCUGGGCGCUUUUCGAGGCCUGGAGUGGAGCCAUUGAGCCAUCCCAGCAUGGCUUAUGGUCGCCGUCCGGUAGACUACGCAUUGGGUCGCCCAGCUAACGGCAUGGUCGUUGGAUACGAUCACCAGCGGGCGUUAGAGGGCUCCGUAUCACCCACGGGUCCACCCGAUCAGUCAAUCCACUAUAAUGUGGACAGUCACAACCAGCAAAUACCUAACUAUCAUUCGUCAUUGGCCAUGCCAGCUCCCAAGGGGUAUGGUGGCAUGGAAAUAAACUCUCAUUUACAGCAACAUGGACGGCAGAUGCCUGCCCUACAAUCCGUGCCAGUCUCAGACGCGCCUGACUACCGGUCCUACUCAUACGACCAUCAUUCAUACGGCAUCAGCCACGCGAUGCCAUACUCGCAAGCCAAUGCUUCCAGCAUGAGUCUUCCCGCUUCAUUUCCUUCCGAUACUCAGGGGGCCGUUACGACCUCCGCCGAAGACCGAAUGAACCAUCCUCCACAGCUAAUCGACCCAGCCAGGGCCAAGUUUGGCGGCCAAACCUUCGAAUACGCAAACUACCUAUAA